CUAAGCCAAUAGGAGUGGCGCUCUCAUUCGUCAUCCCAGCCCCUUCCACCACUCUUCGCAAUGAGAUCUGUCACCUGACUGGGCUCAAACAUGGCUGCCCUGGAAGCUAAAAUGCUUUUGACUCCCGGAGCAGGAGGUACUCCUCGCACGAGAAAAUUAAAAAUGUAUUCCGCCUAAGGCCUCUCUUUCUACCUCCCUGCACUCUGUGCUGGGAAAAUGAGUUACCCAUUUGGAAAAGAGGAAACCGCUACCGAGGAGCAGCUUUUUGAAUUUUUCUGUGAGUGUCUGCGGAGGGGCGACUGGGAGCUGGCACAGGCAUGUGUACCUCAGCUACACAAGGGACAAGGGGAUAUCCCCAAAAAGGUGGAAGACAUACUACAGGCGCUGGUGCAGUGUCCCGCUCUGCUAAGAUGCGGGCCAGAUAUCAACCCUCAAAGAUUAGCCUGGCUCUGGCUUCUCGUACUGGAAAAAUGGUGGAACCAAGAAAAAAAAUUACUUUCUGCUGUUUUUCGGAGGAAACUUGAGUUUCUUUUUUUGUCAGAAGACCUCCACGGUGACAUUCCAGAGAACAUCCUCAAGGAGCUGUUUGAAACCUUAGCCCAAAGCCCAGGAGGCAGUACACCUGACAGAAGCCAGAGGUGGGAGAGUGGGGCCCCUCAGCUCAGCCCUGAAGCUGUCUCCGUGCUCUGGAAUCUUCUCAAGCAAGCCCCUCAGCUCGCCCAGGCCCUGCUGGAGCUCCUGCUUGAGGAUCACCACAGCGCCAGCCUCUGUCCCAGUCCUCUGCAGAAGACGCUGCUGGGUCUCAUUCGAAAGGGACUGCAGACCCUCCGGGACCCCGCCCCUCAGCCGCCUGGGGUGGCCGACGCUGUCUGUGGAGCCCUGCAGGCUCUGUGUUGUACUCUUGAGCCCCCGGAGAGUGAAUGGCGUGUCCUGUGUGAGGAACUGCUGGAGACCUGCAGGGCUGAGGGCAGUCCCCUGCAGGAGGAACGUCUGCUUGGUUGCCUGUUGCACAAGGCCGGACGGAGCCUGCUGUCCCUCUACGGCCAAACCUAUGCAGAGAAGGUGGCGGAAAGGCCACCCAAGGCCACACUUCCAGGAAAAGUAACCGUCCUGAUGGGCUGUUCAGUCUCCCCAGAUCAUCGGGAUCCUGAGCGGGCAAUGCUGGCCCUGUUCUCCACUCCCGACCCAGCCGAUGCUUGGAAAAUGGCCUUUUUCUACUGCCUAAGCAACAACAAACACUUCCUGGAGCAGAUCCUGGUAACAGCGCUAACCCUGUUGAAAGAGGAAGACUUCCCAAGCCUUGGACACCUACUUGAUAGAGAAUUCAGGCCUCUCAGUCACCUGCUCGUACUCCUGGGCUGGACACACUGCCAGAGCCUUGAAUCAGCUAAACAAUUACUCCAAACCCUCUACAGGACCCAGGACCAAGGCCAUGACGAGCUUCUCAGGGACGCCUGUGAAGGAUUGUGGGCUCAUUUAGAGGUCCUGGAGUGGUGUGUACAGCAAAGCAGCAGCCUCAUACCAAAGAGAGAGCUCUUAUGUCACUUACAUGGCGGAGACAGUCACUCAGUGCUCUACUCUCUCCACCACCUGACCAACCUUCCAGCCCUCGGAGAGGAAGAAGUCCUCAAGCUCUUACAGAAGGUGCCAGCUAAGGACCUCCAGCGAGAACAUGGUACCCAGGAUGCCUCAGUCCCUGAGCACCUGAGCCAGCGUCAGAGCCUGACCCUCUACCAGGGCUUCUGUGCCAUGAAGUAUGCCGUCUACGCCCUCUGUGUGAACUCACAUCAGCACGCUCAAUGCCAGGACUGCAGAGACGGCGCCUCCGAGGACCUGGCCGUGGUGGAACCAGGCAAUGAUUGCCUCCCCUCCGCAGGUGCUUCCCAUCUCUUCCCAACGUACCUGGCCAGAUGCCGACAGUAUUUACGCAGUAUCCCCGACUCUCUGUGCCUGGAAAUUCUCGAAAACAUCUUCUCUUUGCUCCUCGUUACCUCUGCCGACCUUCACCCAGAGCCUCACCUGCCGGAGGACUAUGCCGAGGAGGAGGACACUGAGGGGAAAGGCUCCUUGGGUUUGAGGUCUCCGUCAGAGAGUCCUCAGCACAUAGCCCCUCCUGAGAGGAGGUCAGAGCGGGGUUCCCUGGGGGGGCCCAGGAGCCUUGUUCACACAAUGCCAAGUUGUCCAAAGGCAGAGCCAAAAGACAGUUCGCCAGGGCCUCCUAAGCACAGCUUCUUGGACCUAAAGCACUUUACUAGUGGCCUGAGUGGAUUCCUGGCUGACGAGUUUGCAAUGGGAGCGUUCCUCGGCCUUAUUCAGGAGCAGCUCGAUGAGAUCAGCAGCCGUAGCACGCCCGAGGAGACGAAGCUGCUAGAAGGCCAGAGCUGUUCCGCCGCAGGCAGGGAUGGACUGCAGGGCCGCCUGCACCGGUUCUCGAAGGUUCUCUCUGAGGCCCAGUGGCGGUACAAGGUGGUAACAAGCAACCAGGGCUCAGAAGAGCAGCCCUCCCGAAGAUACCGGCCCAUUGCCACAAGGUACUCUAGUCUCCGCCGAGGUCGUCGGACUAGAAGGACCCGGACAGAUGGCCGGGAAAGAGGCUCCAACCCACCGUCCCUGGAGAACACAAGCAGCGAGCUGAGCACCAGCACUUCAGAAGGCAGUCUGAGUGCUGUGUCCGGGCAGGUGGAGCUGGACAGCCGGUCACAGCCCCAGCCUCAGAGUUCAAUCAUCCCCAUGAUGUUCUCCCCACCGGAGUCCCUGCUGGCGUCCUGUAUCCUCAGGGGGAACCUGGCAGAAGCCCGUCAGGUGGUGUUCAUGUUCAACCUCAAGUCCUCCCCGAGUGCCGGGGAGCUGAUGUUUGUAGAGCGUUACCAAGAGGUGAUCCAGGAACUGGCCCGGGUCGAGCACAAGAUUGAAAACCAGAAUUCGGAUGCGGGUAACAACGCCGUUCGGCGCACUGGCAGUGGGCGCUCCACUCUGCAAGCCAUUGGCAGCGCCGCAGCGGCAGGAAUGGUGUUUUACUCCAUCUCCGACGUGACUGACAAGCUCCUCAGCCCCUCCGAAGACCUCAUCCCCACACUCCAGGAAGAUUUUUGGAUAAAUGCUGCUCUGACGGAGCCCACCACUCCUCUUAGAGAAGUUCUGGAAGACCUCAGUCCCCCUGCCAUGGCUGCCUUUGACCUGGCUUGCUGCCAGUGCCAGCUCUGGAAGACCUGCAAACAGCUCCUAGAGACAGCCGAGCGGCGACUGAGCAGCAGCCUGGAGAGCCGGGGUCGACGCCUAGACCAGGUUGUCCUCCAUCCCGAUGGUAUUCGAGGUUUUCCUGUGGUCCUUCAGCAAAUUAAUAAGAUUCUCAAUUAUCCACUUACCUUAACGGGACAAGCGAAACCUGAGACCCUAGAAGAAAGGGGAGGAGGCGCCCCACGAUGCAGCAUCUCCGAGCUGCUUCAGACAUGCUGGCCCAGCCUCACCGAGGACUGUGUGGCCAGCCAGACCAGCCUUUCCCAGCAACUGGAUCAGGCUCUCCAGUCACUGCGAGAGGCACUAGAGCUACCAGAGCCCAAGAGUACCCCACUCACUUCCCUAGUGGAGCAGGCGGCCCAGAAGGCCCCCGAGGCAGAGGCCCACCCUGUGCACGUCCAAAGUCAGCUCCUCCAGAAGACCCUGGGGAAGCAGGUGCUGGCAGGCAGCGGGCAGGCUGACUAUGUGGGAGCCUUCUUCAGCUACUGCAGCACCCUGGCUGCAGUCCUUCUUCGGAGUUUGAGCUCUGACCCUGAUAACGUGGAGGCCAAGGUUGGAAAUCCCUUUGUUCUCCUGCAGCAGAGCUCUUCCCAACUGGUGUCCCAUCUCCUGCUUGAGAGACAAGUUCCUCCAGACAGGUUGGCAGCCCUUCUUGCCCAGGAAGGUCUCAGCCUAAGUGUGCCCCAGGUCAUUGUCAGCUGCUGCUGUGAGCCCCUUACUCUUUGCCCUUCUCGGCAAAGCCAGCAGGCCUCAUCCCUUCUGACCCAGCUGGGCAUGCUGGCUCAGGAGCACGCCUCUCACCUUCUGGACGGCCUGCCCGUCUCUGUGCUGGACUCCCCUGGACCAAGCAAGAAUCCCUCGUCAGAGAGAAAGUCUUGUUCCUCCCCCAAGGACUCAUCACUCCCAGCCUUCACCUCCUCUGCCUUGGCCUUCCUUAAGUCUCGCUCAAAGAUUCUGGCCACAGUGGCCUGCCUGCGGGCCUCCCGAGGGACAAAGGUCAGCAAGCCUAGCCUGUCUUGGAAGGAAUUGCGUGGUCGCAGGGAGGCACCUCUGACUGCAGAGAAGGUAGUCCAGGAGUGUGAGCACCUUCUGGAACAGUUUCCUGUGUUUGAGGCUGCCCUCCUGGCUGCCUGGGAGCCUCUGCACCAAGCCUCCGAGCCGGGACAGAGUCUAGCAGCCAGUCUCUGUGGACAGGCCAGUCUCUCCACUGUACUUCUGGGCCUGCACUCUCCUGUGGCCCUGGAUGUACUAACCGAGGCCUUUGAGGCAGCUUUGGUGGCCAGAGAUUGGCCACGGGCCCUUCAGCUUAUUGAAGUGUAUGGGCGAGACCUGGACGACCUGAGCCGUGUGAGGGACGCGGUGCUGAGCUGUGCUACAGCAUGUGACAAGGAAGGUUGGCAAUACCUGUUUCCUGUGAAGGAUGCGUCUCUGAGAAGUCAGCUGGCCCUGCGGUUCGUGGACAGGUGGCCCCUGGAGUCAUGCCUGGAGAUCCUGGCCUACUGUGUUUCAGACAUGGCUGUCCAAGGAGAACUGAAAUCUGAGCUGCAGAGGAAGCUGGCGGAGCUGCGGGUCUAUCAGAAGGUCUUAGGUUUGCAGGAUCCCCCAGUGUGGUGUGACUGGCAGACCCUGAGGAGCUGCUGUACCGAAGACCCAUUGUCUGUCAUGAACAUGAUUCUGGAAGCACAGGAGUAUGAACUAUGUGAGGAGUGGGGCCAUCUGUACUCCAUUCCAAGGGAACAUCUGAUCAGUCUGCACCACAAACAUCUUCUCCACCUGCUGGAAAGAAGAGAACAUGAAAAGGCUCUUCAACUCCUGCAACGCAUCCCUGAUCGCACCAUGUGCCUUGAGGUCACAGAGAGGUCCCUUGACCAGCACCCUAGCCUAACCACUUCACACUUCUUGGCCAACUACCUCACCUCCCACUUCUACGGAGAGCUGACCACCAACCGACACCAUGAAAUCCAGGCGCUGUACAUGGGAUCUAAGGUUCUCCUGACUCUGCCUGAACAGCACCGAGCCAGCUGCGCCCAUUUGUCCUCCAGCCCCCUGCUCAUGCUGGAGCAACUGCUGAUGAACAUGAAGGUGGACUGGGCCACCGUGGCCGUGCAGACUCUGCACCAGCUGCUGGCCGGACAGGAGAGCAGCUUCACCCUGGACGAGGUUGACUCCUUGCUCUCCAGAUAUGCAGGGAAAGCCCUGGACCUCCCGUACCCUCUGAGGGAAAAGCGAUCAGAUUCUGUGACUCACCUCCAGGAACUUGUCCACCAAACUUCAGAUUCUGAGACCCUGUCUAGAUCAUCAUCAGCUGAGUUCUCUGCUGCUGCUGCUCCUGGAAGUGCCUUAGUCCAUUCCCCCAGCCCCAAGGAGAGGACUUCCCCUCAGACUCAGCCGCUGCUGGAGUUUGUGCCCCCAGAAGCACCCCCUGCCAGGGAUCAGUGGGUCCCAGACGAGACUGAGAGUACAUGUAUGGUCUGCUGCAGAGAGCACUUCACGAUGUUUAACAGGCGUCAUCACUGCCGCCGCUGCGGGCGUCUAGUGUGUGGUUCCUGCUCCACUAAGAAAAUGGUGGUGGACGGCUGCAGAGAAAACCCUGCUCGCGUGUGUGACCAGUGCUACGGUUACUACAACAAAGAUGCACCAGAGGAGAGCCCGUGCCAGUCGGAAGUUUCAGACAGCUCUAAGAAUGAAAGCCCUCCAUAUUCAGCUGUGGUGAGAGUCCCCAAAGCAGCUGAGGUGGAAUGGAUCUUGAGUCUGAAUGAGGAAGAAAACGAGCUGGUUCGGAGUGAAUUUUACUAUGAGCAGGUAACGACGAUAAAAUGUGAUGGUCACUUGAGGUUCUUUAUGAUGUCCGACAGUAUAACAGGGAAUACAGAGGUUCUAACCACAGCCUGGUCCUUGCUUGCUUAUUAUACAAAAACCUUCAAGCAACGGUUGCUCCAGAACUCAGCCCGGCCUCAUUUGCGGUGUCCUCUUUCUCCCUGCAGUUACAUCAGCAAAGUAGACGUCCUGCAUAUCCUAGUCACUGCUGCCUAUCGCCAGGUGCCGUCUCUAGACCAGAUCUUGCAGCCAGCUGCAGUAACCAGACUGAGGAACCAGCUCCUGGAAGCUGAGUACUACCAACUGGGCGUUGAGGUCUCUACCAAGACCGGGCUUGAUGCCACAGGGGCGUGGCAUGCCUGGGGCAUGGCCUGCCUCAAAGCUGGGAACCUCACUGCUGCGCGGGAGAAGUUCAGUCGCUGCCUGAAGCCUCCCCUUGACCUCAAUCAAUUGAGUCAUGGCUCCAGGCUAGUCCAGGAUGUGGUUGAAUACCUGGAGUCCACAGUGAGGCCCCUCGUGUCCUUGCAGGAUGACGAUUACUUUGCCACCCUGAGGGAACUGGAAGCCACCCUUCGAACCCAGAGCCUCUCCCUCGAGGUAAUUCCUGACGGAAAGAUCAUGAACAACACCUACUACCAAGAGUGUCUCUUCUACCUGCACAACUAUGGCACCAACCUGGCCAUCAUCAGCUUCUACAUGAGGCACAACUGCCUUCGGGAAGCCCUGCUGUUCCUGCUCAACAAGGAAAGCCCCCCAGAAGUCUUCAUCGAAGGCAUCUUCCAGCCGAGCUAUAAAAGUGGGAAGUUACACACUUUGGAAAACCUACUGGAAUCCAUUGAUCCAACCUUGGAGAGCUGGGGAACAUACCUGAUGGCCGCCUGCCAGCAUCUGCAGAAGAAGAACUACUACCACAUUCUGUAUGAGCUGCAGCAGUUUAUGAAGGACCAAGUCCGGGCUGCCAUGACCUGUAUUCGGUUCUUCAGUCACAAAGCAAAGUCCUACACAGAGCUGGGAGAGAAGCUCUCGUGGUUGCUUAAGGCCAAGGACCACCUGAAGAUCUACCUCCAAGAAACAUCCCGCAGCUCCGGAAGGAAGAAAGCCACCUUCUUCCGGAAGAAGAUGACUGCUGCUGAUGUGUCCAGGCAUAUGAAUACGCUUCAGCUGCAGAUGGAAGUGACCAGAUUCUUACAUCGGUGUGAAAGUGCUGGGACUUCUCAGAUCACCGCUUUGCCUCUGCCAACACUCUUUGGAAAUAACCCCAUGAAAAUGGAAGUGGCCUGCAAGGUUAUGCUGGGAGGGAAAAAUGUGGAAGAUGGAUUUGGAAUUGCGUUCCGUGUUCUGCAGGACUUCCAGCUGGAUGCUGCCGCAACCUACUGCAGAGCCGCGAGGCAGCUGGUGGAGAGGGAGAAAUACGGCGAGAUCCGGCAGCUGCUCAAGUGUGUCAGCGAGUCGGGCAUGGCAGCCAAAAGCGACGGCGACACCAUCCUCCUCAACUGCCUGGAAGCCUUCAAGAGAAUCCCGCCGCAGGAGCUGGAGGGACUGAUCCAGGCCAUACACAGCGAUGACAACAAGGUCCGAGCCUACCUGACUUGUUGCAAACUGCGGUCUGCCUACCUGAUCGCCGUGAAGCAAGAACACUCACAGGCCGCCGCCCUCGUCCAGCAGGUGCAGCAGGCUGCCAAAAGCAGUGGAGAUUCUGUAGUGCAGGACAUCUGUGCCCAGUGGCUUCUGACAAGCCACUCCCGUGGUGCCCAUGGCCCAGGCUCCAGGAAGUGACCCUGGGCAGCAGAACCCAGAGACCGCAGCCUGGGAGCUACGGCCACAGGCGCAAUGCCACACAAUGCCCUCCAUCUCCGUCUUCCUGUGGAGUGGAACUUCUGGCCCUGCCCUAGGUUGGAGGGAGCAGGAUGGACCCUACUUGCCUGUGUGGGCAAAAGCAGGUCCCUUCACACAAGUGCCGUGUAAAGUUGUAGAAUCUGUGUUUGUCUGGAGAUAGCCAUCUUUCUACCUCAGAGUGACUGUGUGUGUGUGCGCGUGUGUGCACUCAUGUUUACGCCCAAGCAUUUUCUGAACAAAUGAGACUCCUCUGUUGAAGAGAGGCACUUUACUUUCUACUUUCCGCUGGUCUGAAAACCUUCCCUGCGUCUUUGGUUCUUGGCCCAGGUCAUUCUUUUUGUCCACAGUUCCUCCCUACUGUGCAGACACGCUUUAGCAGCCCCUCUUCACGGGAGGGCUUAACAGAGAAUUACAAAGCAAUGCCAAAAAGAUCGCCUCUUCUCCCUUCCCACAAUCCCGAGACAGCACUGGGAGUGUGCCCGUGGAGUGUGACAGCUUUCCCGGCAGCAUCUCUCACAAGCACAAGGUUUUCAGGUGCAGGCAUCUGAAAGCUCUGGUGACAGGCAUCAAUGGUCAGAUCUGGGGACGCGGAGGCCAGGCCCCAUCCCCUUCAUCCAGAGGGGAGGAAAAAGCCAAGCUGGCUCUUAUCAGUAUCCCUGAUGCAGGAUGGAUGGGUAAGGACACAUGACUUUUUCUUUCAGAGUCUAGGGAAAGAGAUGGUAGCCAGGAUCCUGGGGGUGAAUGAGUGGACGGACUCUGCCUAUUUGAGUUCCGUUCCUGUUUGUCCCUCUUGAAUUAGUUAAGAAACCAUUUCUCUAUCCCUUAUGCUUCCCUUCAGUCUCCUGAGGACCAUGGGCUGGAAUAUGCAAAGACCUGGCUCAUUGAGGCAGCGGUACACUAAGAGAAUGGGGUUCACAUCACAGUUAAGUCUGUAGAUGAGUCAGAACAAGGGGGUAAGAAAUAAGUCCCAUCCAAUGGUGGGGAACUAGACGAGGGUUUAAUAAGCAUCUGCUUAUCUUCCCACCUGAGAUGAGUCAGUGCUCGAGAGGAAGGGUCUGUCAUUCAGUGAUUGAUUUGCAAAUGAGAGCCCUAAAGAAAGGCUUGGAGCCCCAAGUCUCCCACAGGCAGACCUCAGCCUGUUGGUCUCCCCUUUACUGCCAAGGCAACAGGAACUGGAAACUGAACUCAGUGUCUCUGGUGCUUAGAAGCCCUCUUCAUUUCUUCUGAACCAAGUUUUUCUUAAUAAACAACUGUUCAUGGACAUCUGUCGGAGUCAAAGCUUUGGUCCUAUUGGAGAAGAAAGGCUGAAGUAUAAUACUAGAUCUCCUAAGGGUGCAGUCGGACAGUGGCUUUCCCUAACUUGAGUCAUAGAACACACCACCCAGCUCCUAAGAACCCCCAUUGCCUGGUGUCCGCUUACACUCAAGGCUGACCUUUUUUGCACUGAGAAUAAGCACUUUACAUAACUGGGUUGUAAGUCACAGCCCUUGAUUUAGGGUGUCACAACCAGAUUUCCCUGACUUUCCUAACUUGAACUGUAAAAUAGGUAACCAUUGACCAGGUUAACAGAAGACUGCAGACCUAAGACAUCACACUGUGGUCUCCAGCAAAGCAACAGUAACAUCCAAACAAUUGUACACGUCAAGGAGUUGUGUGUGUUCCACUACAACCAAGCCACAAUAAACUGUCUGUCCUACCUA
Messenger RNA from Peromyscus maniculatus bairdii (prairie deer mouse), 9590 nucleotides. The record is from RefSeq and is a predicted model, not a curated record. NCBI's taxonomy places the organism in Eukaryota, Metazoa, Chordata, Mammalia, Rodentia, Cricetidae.